Messenger RNA from Coregonus sp. 'balchen', 21322 nucleotides. The record is from the annotation of a GenBank genome assembly. NCBI's taxonomy places the organism in Eukaryota, Metazoa, Chordata, Actinopteri, Salmoniformes, Salmonidae.
AUGCCAAUUUCAAGCAGCUCUUCUUCCUCAACGAAGAGUAUGCGCAGGGCAGCGUCCGAGCUCGAGAGGUCUGAUUCUGUUACGGUAAGGAGUAAAGUUCUUAUUACCACUCCAUAUAGCCCUAUCAUGCUCAACUGUUGGGUCGAAGUGGUCAGAACUAUUGUUAUAAGUGUCACUUGCUAAUCUUAUUUGGACUUUUUUAUAUAUUGCCUCAAUGCGCGCAGAGAGCCUGGCUCAUUGGCGAGGGAACUAUAAUGCAGGAGCGGUUGGGAAAACUGUAACUUUAUAUAGGAAAAUAACUUAUUGUUGUUUAGCAGCUCGGCUUUUAAAUCACUAAGACUGAGCUAUGCGGCAGGUUUUCUUAGACUGCAUUGGCGUUCUUAUGCGUUUUUGGAGAUGUAAAAUGCUUCCAUCGAGGUAAGCAUGGCUCUCCAGUCUCCAAUUAUAUAUGGGCUGUGUCUUGUGCGCUGUCGGUGGUCGAGAUAGUUUAAAUCUGUUCACAGACAUAACAAGAAAGCUGUUUCAAGACCAAUAUGUUUUUGGGCGCAGUCUCCAAGAUUCAUUGGGAGACGACAAAGUUUGAUCGAGGAUGCGCGGAAGGAGCGAGAGGCGGCGGCAGCCGCGGCAGAGGCGGCUGAAGCGACUGAACAGAUCGUGUUUGAAGAAGAGGAUGGAAAAGCUCUGCUCAAUCUCUUCUUCACGCUGAGAAGUUCCAAGACCCCAGCACUGUCGCGCUCUCUCAAGGUGUUCGAGGUAAGUGCGAACGAUGAGCAAUGCCUUUUUCUGUAUAAAAAAUCGGAUUUGGGAUUAUUAAAAAAAAACGUAUUUCAAGUGAGAUGUUUAACUUUGAAAAUAAACAACAUCGAAUUUACGUUUUUUAUUCAAAUGGAUAGUGGAAUACAUAUUUUACACAAUCUUCUAGGAUUUUAGAAAGUAGAAAUAUGUAUGAAUAUUCGAGAUGAUAGGAGAUAUUCAAGAAGGCUAUUAAUUUGGAGUUGUAAAUUGUGAGGAAAAUGUUGUAGCCUAAGACUAUUAGGGAUUGUUCUCAGCUCUCCUUGUUGAUUUUCCAGCCGACAAGGCAACAUCACUCUGUCUAAUAUGUCAUUUGGGUUCAGGAGAGGCAACUCGGUAAAUUCUAAUGUUAUGUCAAAUUAUGCACAGCAGAUUGUUGGAGCCUUGAACAAAGGUGUCAAGGAUUAUACGUAAAUAGAUUUCCUGAGUGGGAAUGAUUCAAUUCUGAUCAUAUUUUCAUGGUGUAGCCUACUAUCAACAACAACUUGUUUUAAAGUAUGGUCAUUUCUUAUCAAGGGAAAAUAAAAUAUCCCUGAACUGUCCAUAUCUUAAAAUGUGUAGGCUAACCUAAUCAAGCAAAUCCCCACCUGGCAAAAAACUGGUUGAAUAAACGUUGUUUCAACGUCAUAAAAAAAAGAUUGAAUCAACGUGGAAAACUGAUUUAAUUUGCCAAAAGUCAGUCAUCAAUGUAAGGGAAUUUCGUCAUUUUUUCACCCAACUUUUAAAGUAAAUCCAAUGACAGGGUGAAAUGUUUCAUUGAUUUCACUUUGAAUUCACGUUAGUUGACAACUAAACCAAAUGUAAAACAAAACUAGAAGUUGAACUGAUGUCUAUGCCCAGUGGGUCAUGAUUGAGUUAAAGUAGUCUCAUCAAGUUAUUUAAAAUGACAUGCUAUAUUCUUAUUAUGUUGAGAUUUCAGAUGAAAUCUUUGUAGGAAAUAUAAUCCUAUAUUAUUACUGGUAUUUUAGAUGAAUUACCAGCCUUGCGAUAUUUUUUAUGUUCCUGAUAGGUCACUAUUUCAUUGGGGGUGUGGUGUAGAGAACCUAGAGGAAGCUGUCUGGUAUCAGACUCGUUUGACACAUAGCACAUGAGAUCAAGUGAUGUGCUGGUUUAUUCUUGUGGGUUUUUUGUUGCAAGCAAGUUUGUUUUAACACGCAAAACAUGUAAUCUCCCUUUACGCCUUGAACAGACAGUCAGUGUUUUACGUUUUGGUACACCAGAAGUACAUUCAUUUCCAAUGGAACGCUGCGUUUGCAUUGCAGCAUUGCGUUACAGAAGCAGUAGCAGUGCGUUCUGUGUGGUGCAUACGGUGUAUUUAUCCAACAUAUGCAUCAAAUUGUAUGCGUAUACUUGACAGGAAUAGUAAGGAAAAGGUGAAUGUAAAAUUUUUGUUGCACACAUAUCCACUCAAAUGUUGGAUUACAUAAUGAAAAAAGUUUGACUGCAGAAUGUAUUAUGCAGUAUUGAUGCAUAACACUGUAGGUCUGAUAGAGGCGUUACUAGCCUCGCGUUUGAAGAAAUCCUGCACUGACGUGCAGCCAGACCCGUCGCCAGACCUCAGUCUUAAGGGGGGCAUAUGAAAUGCAUGGGAGGGCAGGGCACAAUUAUUAUUAGCCUACAGUACAUAUAUUUAAUAAUACAUUCCCUCAAGUGGGGGGGCACAAGCAUUUUGGGGGGCGGGCCCGGCCCCCUAUGGCCCGCCCAUAGCGACGGGUGUGCGUGCAGCUAUGCGGUAGCCCUUUUCUGCAGUCUAAUGACGAGAAGCACCUUCUAGUGGCCUCAUGGGUGGAACGUUAUUAAUAUUUUUUAUAAUUUCAUAAUUAAUCAACCGUUGUAUUUUUUUUAACCUGUGAAAAUCCGGUGUAUCAAUGUCAAACAGUUUUGUUAUACUUCAGUCUUCUAUGAUGUACAAUUGAAGUCGGAUGUUUACAUACACUUAGGUUGGAGUCAUUAAAACUCGUUUUUCAACCACUCCACAAAUUUAUUGUUAACAAACUAUCGUUUUGGCAAGCCGGUUAGGACAUCUACUUUGUGCAUGACACAAGUAAUUUUUCCAACAAUUGCUUACAGACAGAUUAUUUCACUUAUAAUUCACUGUAUCACAAUUCCAGUUGGUCAUAAGUUUACAUACACUAAGUUCACUGUGCCUUUAAACAGCUUGGAAAAUUCCAGAAAAUGAUGUCAUGGCUUUAGAAGCUUCUGAUAGGCUAAUUGACAUCAUUUGAGUCAAUUGGAGGUGUACCUGUGGAUGUAUUUCAAGGCCUACCUUCAAACUCAGUGCCUCUUUGCUUGACAUCAUGGGAAAAUCAAAAGAAAUCAGCCAAGACCUCAGAAAAAAGAUUGUAGACCUCCACAAGUCUGGUUCAUCCUUGGGAGCAAAUUCCAAAUGCCUGAAGGUACCACGUUCAUCUGUACAAACAAUAGUACGAAAGUAUAAACACCAUGGGACCACGCAGCCGUCAUACCGCUCAGGAAGGAGACGCGUUCUGUCUCCUAGAGAUUAACAGACUUUGGUGCGAAAAUAGCAAAUCAAUCCCAGAACAGCAAAGGACCUUGUGAAGAUGCUGGAGGAAACAGGUACAAAAGUAUCUAUAUCCACAGUAAAACGAGCCCUAUAUCGACAUAACCUGAAAGGCCGCUCAGCAAGGAAGAAGCUACUGCUCCAAAACCGCCAUAAAAAAGCCAGCCUACGGUUUGCAACUGCACAUGGGGACAAAGAUCAUACUUUUUGGAGAAAUGUCCUCUGGUCUGAUGAAACAAAAAUAGAACUGCUGGCCAUAAUGACCAUCGUUAUGUUUGGAGGAAAAAGGGGAAGGCUUGCAAGCCGAAGAAAACCAUCCCAACCGUGAAGCAUGGGGUGGCAGCAACAUGCUGUGGGGCUGCUUUGCUGCAGGAGGGACUGGUGCACUUCACAAAAUAGAUGGCAUCAUGAGGAAGGAAAAUUAUGUGGAUAUAUUGAAGCAACAUCUCAAGACAUCAGUCAGGAAGUUAAAGCUUGGUCGCAAAUGUAUCUUCAAAAUGGACAAUGACCCCAAGCAUACUUCCAAAGUUGUGGCAAAAUAGCUUAAGGACAACAAAGUCAAGGUAUUGGAGUGGCCAUCACAAAGCCCUGACCUCAAUCCUAUAGAACAUUUGUGGGCAGAACUUGAAAAAACGUGUGGGAGCAAGGAGGCCUACAAACCUGACUGUUACACCAGCUCUGUCAGGAGGAAUGGGCCAAAAUUCACCCAACUUAUUGUGGGAAGCUUGUGGAAGGCUACCCGAAACGUUUGACCCUGUCACGAUCGUCUAAUGAGGGAGACCAAAGCGCAGCGCGUUGAGCGAACAUGACUUUAUUAAAUUAAAGUACUCACUACAAAAAAAAAAAAAACAACGACGAAUCGUGAAGUCCUCAGUUAUAAUGACUGACAAGGAACAAAAACCCACAACACUAAGGUGAACACUGACAGUUUAAAUAUGGCUCCCAAUCAGAGAUAACGAGCCGACAGCUGACACUCGUUACCACUGAUUGGGAGUCACACGACCAAACAAGGAAACACAACACAACCAAUACCAAACACAACCAAAUGAACACACCCUGGCUCAAAAUACACAGUCCCGGAGCCAGAGCGUGACAGUACCCCCCCCCUAAAGGCGCGGACUCCGACCGCGCCUACACCCCAAAUAGGGAAGGGCUGGGUGGGUAUUGCUCCUCGGAGGCGGCUCCGGCUCCGGGCUUGACCACCACCCUACUACAAUCCCCCCGUAGUGCCCCCAGUCCGAUCUGACCCAGUUAGCUGGAUCAGGACUGCCGACGCGCACCCCUGGCUUGGCGCGUGAGGCAGGAAUGGACCGGACCUGGCAGACGAUACGCACCCUUUGCAUGGUGCGUGGAGCCGGAACAGGCCUCACCAGGCUGAAGACUCGCAUCCCUGGCUUGGUGCGAGUAGCAGGAAUGGGCUGAAUCCGGCUGACGACUCGCACCCUUGGCUUGGUGCGAGUAGCAGGAAUGGGCUGAAUCCGGCUGACGACUCGCACCCUUGGCUUGGUGCGAGUAGCAGGAAUGGGCUGAAUCCGGCUGACGACUCGCACCCUUGACUUGGUGCGAGUGGCAGGAACAGGCUGAAUCCGGCUGACGACUCGCACCCUUGUCUUGGUGCGGGGAGCAGGACUGAGCCGGACCGGGCUGACGACGCGCACCACUGACCUGGUGCGGGGAGCUUGGAUGGGCCGGACUGGGCUGGCGACGCGCACCACAGACUUGGUGCGGAGAGCAGGAACGGGCCGGACAGGGCUGACGAAACGCACCAUAGACUUGGUGCGGAGAGCAGGAACGGGCCGGACAGGGCUGACGACGCACACCACUGGCUUGGUGCGGGGAGCUUGGAUGGGCCGGACUGUACUGGGGACACACACCACUGGCCCUACACCGGGAUCUGGAACGGGCCGGACCGGACUGGCAACACACGCCAGUACCUCUCGCCGUGCCUCUACUUCCUCCAUCCCCUCUUCGACCAGUGGCCCCCGUAACCCGGCGGCCUCCUCCGGCAACCCACUGGACCGCUCUAUCGCGGCCUCCUGCUGGUCCGACGUCGUGAGCCCCCCCCUAAAAAUUUUCUGGGGUUCUCUCCUCUUCGUGGACCAGGCCUCCAUCGUUCUCGCCAGACUAUCACCCCACUGCUCCAAAGUCCAACCUCUCUCCUCUUCUCUUGGCUUGGCCCAGUCGAGACUCCUACUCAACUGCUCCCAAGUCCAUCCUCUCUCUUCUUCAUGCUGCUUGAUCUGGUUAAGGUGGGUUUUUCUGUCACGAUCGUCUAAUGAGGGAGACCAAAGCGCAGCGCGUUGAGCGAACAUGACUUUAUUAAAUUAAAGUACUCACUACAAAAAAAAAAACAACAACGACGAAUCGUGAAGUCCUCAGUUAUAAUGACUGACAAGGAACAAAAACCCACAACACUAAGGUGAACACUGACAGUUUAAAUAUGGCUCCCAAUCAGAGAUAACGAGCCGACAGCUGACACUCGUUACCACUGAUUGGGAGUCACACGACCAAACAAGGAAACACAACACAACCAAUACCAAACACAACCAAAUGAACACACCCUGGCUCAAAAUACACAGUCCCGGAGCCAGAGCGUGACAGACCCAUGUUAAACAAUUUAAAGGCAAUGCUACCAAAUACUAAUUGAGUGUAUGUAAACUUCUGACCCACUGGGAAUGUGAUGAAAGAAAUAAAACCUUAAAUAAAUCAUUCUCUCUACUAUUAUUCUGACAUUUCACAUUCUUAAAAUAAAGUGGUGAUCCUAACUGACCUAAGACAGGGAAUUUUUACUAGGAUUAAAUUUCAGGAAUUGUGAAAAACUGAGUUUAAAUGUAUUUGGCUGAGGUGUAUGUGAACUUCCGACUUUAACUGUAUAUAAAGUUUAAUAUUGGGAUGCAAACUCAAAAUUGAAUACAUUUCAACUCUAUAUCUGACAUGGUACAGGUGUUUUCUUUUUUUUUUAAGCCCAUAACCGUGUUUGAGGUGUAUACUUUCGUUUCAAAGUAGUUCAAUUUGUUUACAACUACCAAGAAACACUCUGUGUGACCCUGAUUUAGCCCACUGCAAUAAAAGGUUAAGUUCUGCCCAUUGGUUGCAAUUGACCGAUGCAGUUUACCGGAGAAAUGUGUUCUGACCUCAGACCUUUGGCUAGACCUACCACCCAUCCCUCCCUUCCUUCCUCUCUCUCUCACUCCAACCCUUCUUAUUCUAUCAUAAAGGUUUGUUCUCAAUCAUCUGAAAAUCUCCUCACCUCCUUUCCUUCACUGCAAGAACGAACCAGGUGAAAACCAGUCUAAUGAUGAGCUUCCACCAUAAAAUAAUAUUAUUGUUUUCACCUCAAGUCUUUUCUAGUUAGUGCAGAUGAAGGGGUGGAGAUGAGGAGAUGACAGAUUUUUUUGCAUUUGAGAAAGAGCCUAAGUAUGUUGUGCCUGACAGACUUUUCAAGUAGGGCAGAUGCAGUGGGGGUGUAAACUACUUUAGUAAAAAUACUUUAAAGUACUACUUAAGUAGUUUUGGGGGGUUAUCUGUACUUUACUUUACUAUUUAUAUUUUUUACAACUUUUACUUUUACUUCACUACAUUCCUAAAGAAAAUAAUGUACUUUUUACUCCAUACAUUUUCCCCUGACACCCAAAAGUACUCGUUACAUCUGCUAAAUGACGUAAAUGUAAUGUAAAUGAAUGCUUAACAGGACAGGGAAAUGGUCCAAUUCACACACUUAUCAAGACAACAUCCCUGGUCUCCCAUACUUCCUCUGAUCUGGCGGACUCACUAAACACAAAUGCUUUGUUUGUAAAUGUUGGAGUGUUUAUGUGUGCCUCUGGCUAUCCGUAAAUUAACACACAAAAAAGGAAAAUGGUGCCGUCUUGUUUGCUUAACAUAAGGAAUUCUAAAUUAUUUAUACUUUCCCUUUUUCUUUUGAUACUUAAGUAUAUUUUAGCAAUUACAUUUAUUUUUUAUACUUAAGUAUAUUUAAGACCAAAUACUUUUAGACUUUUACUUAAGUAGUAUUUUACUGGGUGACUUUCGCUUUUACUUGAAUAAUUUAAUAUUAAGAAAUCUUUACUUUUACUCAAGUAUGACAAUUGGGUACUUUUUCCACCACUGUACAGAUGAAGGGGAGUACACGAGGAAAGGAUAGAUGUUUGAGCAACUGAGAAGAGCCUAAGAGAUAUAUAUGUUGUGCCUGACAGACGUUUGAAGCUAAGAUCCACCACUUGGAAACGCGGCCUUGCAGGAAGCCCCGGGACAGCCUGGAGGGUCUGGAGUACUUUGUCCGCUGCGAGGUGCACCUGUCUGAUGUCAGCACCCUCAUCAGCUCCAUCAAGAGGAUCGCAGAGGACGUCAAAACCACCAAAGAAGUAAAAUGUGAGAAUUUUCUGCAUAAUGCACUUUAUUAAAACUGUACUAGUCUCACGAGCACAGGUGAGAAUACACAAUGCUGUGGAACUCGAGGCUAAAACUAUAGCAGCUAUCAAAUGUAAGGCCAUCUAAUAUGGUAUAGCUGAUGUACGACCCAAAUGUAACCUAGCUGAACCAUCUUUACACUCACAAAAUCUCAGAAACAGUAUAGUUGAAUGAUCCUGUUGAAUCCCAAGACUUGACUGGCUGGUCACCUCCAUAGAUAUAUUCCACUUUUGCAUUGUAUUUAGUCAUACUAUUGAGUUGACCAAAGCUAUUAAUCUGGGACAGAUGGCAGGCUUUGUUCAUACAUUUGUGUGCAUUACGUGUUUUGCUUUGACAAGAAUGAAAGAUAUACAUGGAAAGAGAAUAAUGUUUGUAAAAGAAAACACAUUUACGGUCUUUUUUCAGUUCACUGGUUCCCAAAGAAAAUCUCAGAGCUGGACAGAUGUCACCACCUUAUCACAAAAUUUGAUCCAGAUUUAGACCAAGAACACCCAGUGAGUGAAUGAAUGGAAACAAUCACUCUAGUUGCUUGUGUAGAGACAGAAUAUCAUUGUUACAUUGCUAUUACACUGUUAUUACAUUGUUAUUACAUUAUUAUUAUUAACAUUUUGGCCGCAAUUCACAAGUUUUGACAGUUGUUGAGCCUACAUCAAAGAAUAACCUUAUUAUAUUGCUAUAACGCUGCCAUAUUUCUAAUAACAGUAUAAUUAAUUAAUAUAUAAUAUAUAUAUAUAUAUAUAAUUACACUAUUAUAAAAUGUGACACUGUAGAUAUUGGGCCUCUACUCAUGUUUUGUGUGACGGUUUUGUACAGGGUUUCACAGAUCCCGUCUAUAGGCAGAGGAGGAAGAUGAUUGGAGACAUUGCCUUCAGAUAUAAACAGUAAGCCAGAAAUAAUUAUACCGUAUCUCAUUAUAACAUUUAUUCAUUUUAAACAUUAGCCCUAAGAAAUUAGAUUUCUCAUCUCCAAAAGGUAAACUUUUCAGGAAUAUAUAUAUUUUUUCAAUCUUCUGCUAUAUAGCAGACCUGGGCAGAAGAUACUGUAGUUGUAUUUUGUAGUUUAUUUGAAAAUACAGUACCAACUUUUCAAAUACUGGAGGCAGUCAAAUAUAUUUUAUAUAGAGUUUUAACUAAAAGGCAGCUAUUUUCUUUGAUAUUCAAAUACAGGUCUCAGAAAAACAAAUCAUAUUUGAAAGUAUUUAGAAUACCUCUCAGAAAAUCAAAUAAUAUUUUAACUUGAAUAUAUAUGCAAGUUAUAAAAAAAGUAAUAAUAAUUUGAUGGCUGCCAAAUAUUUGAUGAUGAACAGUUAGUUGGUCUAAAUAUAUGAUCAUGAGCACAUGGUUUGGAAGGCUCUUAGAUAUGGAUCUUAAUAUAGCCUAUAGAAUUAAAUACAUGAGGGACAUGGAAUCACGUCAACAUUAGUAGUAGACCACUUUUGCAGCUUCAAGAUGACUAAUAAAUAUAUUUUGAAAAUGAGUGAGACUUAAGGUAAUACAGUAACACUUGACAUCAAGUUUUUAUACAUGUGUAGUAACUUUGUGACUAUUACAAAAGCAACAUUGGUGUUACAUAGGACCAGGGGUUUGAACAGAACCGAAAUGCGGAAAAGAACAGAAACGGAACUGGGAAAGAAAGUCAUCCAUACUGUUCCGGAACAGAAACAUUGUUUUUUUUUAAACAUGGGAACUGGUUAAUAACGUCCUUUUACAUUCCAGGCAUUUUUUUCAAGUCCCACCAAAAAACGCAACAAUGCACCGAUGCAAAGCCCUCACGCUGUCACUCAGAAACAUAUUUCAGUGUUUGCCUGCAAGCUAAAAAUCUUUGCCAGUGUACGUGUUUAGGCUACUGUACUUACGUUACAAGCGUAAUUCAGAAGAUUGGGAGAGGCAUUUUUAAUUAGCUAUAGAAAAAUGUAUUCACUUUUUCAAUGGAAGUUAAGGAUACUAUAGGCCUAGUUAUCACGUUUGACUUCUUACAAAAAGGUAAGCAGUGUUUUUAAUUGUAGCGUCGCGCUGCACACAUAAACGUGUUACCUAGCUAGCUCAAGCUUGUAAGCUAGCUAGCUCAAAGGACAUUCAAAGGUCCUCCAUAGAAGCCGCUCCUCCUAGGUAUAAUUCUGUGGACCUAGCUAAUUCAGACAAUGCAUGUCAUAACAAGAUGGCCAUUGCUUCAAGCCUCCUUCUCAACCCUGUCUCGGGUCAUGGCUAGAAGGGAUCUAGCUUUUGUCAAAUUAACGUCAAAAGUCUAGUUUUUUUGCAUUUUAGCUAACCCUAACCAUUUUCCUAACCUUAACUUAAUUAUCCUAACCUGGUACGUUAAUUCUCCUAACCUGCUGCGGAAGUUCUCCUAACCUGCUACGAAAGGUCAAAUCUGACGUUAAUUUGACAAAAGCUAGAUCCCAUCUAGCCAAGAUCCCUCUCUCACUCUCUCCCCACCUGCAAAAUUUGAGUACCAUAUUGUGCAAUAGGCUUGACUUGUCUUUUUUUGCAGGUCGGAACAGUGGAAAGGAACACAUUUUUUGGGGGGGGUUCUGUUCAGAACGAAAUGAUUGGAAAAUAAUUUAGGUUCCAACCCUUCCAUAACAUUUUGGAAAUCGCUGUAUAAUUGCAUAAUACUGGAGUUAUAACAUAUGUGAAAUAAGGAACAGUUACUAUUCCUGUACAGUAGUGUACAGCUCAUUGCUAUGCAAUUAAAAUGCAAUUACCAAAGUGUUAUGUAACAACAUGUUAAUAAAAUGUUGCUCCAAAAUGAAUUACAGCUUUAUUACACAGGCACAAUAACAGUUUAAUGUUAAGUGUUCCUGAGAAUGCUAACAGUAACAAAAUAUGGCUAUUAAGUGUCAAAAGGAAACAAAAUAUCCCAAAACUGCCUUCUUGAAUCAACUACAGCCAUGCAUGGUAGGUUGAAAAUUACGUUAGUUUGUACUCUCCCUUUAAAGACGGUAUAGCGUGUGUUUUAAACAAGAACAUUUACCCUCAGAUGGACAAAGAGGUUCAAAGUUGUUUUUUCUAAAACUCCAACUUGCUGUUUGCAAUGUUUGCAAAUGGCUUUGAAUUACUGUGCAGUAUUUCCAGGUAUCAUAACAUGUAUUGUAGCUUUAGACCUUUUCAGUGGCAUACAGUAGUUGAGCCUCACAACUUAUUUAUACUUAUCUGUACAAAAUAUAAUUGGUUAGACUUGAUUAUGUACACCUGGGGCAAUGGACUUUCAGGAGAAUGGACAUUUACAAAAUGUUCAGAUAGAAAUGUAUUGUGUAUAUCAAAUAUGACUUUCAGAUAGAUUGGAAUAGUAUAGGAGAUUUGGUGUGCUCUAUUCAUUCUAUUUCUAUCUUAACAUGCAGUUCCAGAUACAGCACUGCCAUUUUUUUAAAAAGUAGUUACUUUCUCAGAUCUUUAUUCAAAUCAUUUACAAAAGUAGUUACUUUCUGAUAUCUGUAUUAAAAUCGUUUUGAAAAGUAGUUACUUUCUGAGAUCUGUAUUCAAAUUGUUUUAAAAAGUAGUAUUUUUUUUCGGAUCUGUAUUCAAAUAGUUGUAGUCACCUCCAAAGUAACUAUUUAUUCCCCUGGAAAAAUAGUUACUUUCCACAAAGCGUAGUUAAAAACUAUAGUUAUUCAAGGUCUGUGAUGUAGUAAUAGAAAUUCACAAGGCGUUUUACUUUGAUUAGUCCUAGAGUCAUGAAACUUUCACAGUACAUGGAGACUAAUGACUACUUAACAUUUCAUUUUAACAUAAUCAAAAAAGUGGAUACAAGGUUUAUCCAGGAUGAGGACGCUACAGUGGUGUAUAUCUGUUAAUUUCAUUCUUCAUUCUUCUCUUUGUCAGAGGAGAGCCCAUCCCCAGAGUAGAAUACACAGAGGAGGAGAUCGGUACAUGGUGAGUGGCACUAGCAUUAUAUUCUCUGGUAAAAUCAGUGAUAAGUAGUCAAACCUUAAGACAGUGUUAGACCAUUGAACUAAAGCUAAGGCAUUAGCUCUGGGAGCUACAAUGACUCUUCACAUCUCAAUACUUAUCGUGCAAGGUUUGUUUAUUGUAUGCUUUCUGCUAUAAAUAAAUAUAUGCUUCAGCCUUCUGUUUACCUGUUCAUUUGCAGAAAGACGUGUUUUUUUCAUACCAUUUAUGAGAUGUGAUUUUGACUCAGAAAGUGGUAAUGGUGAUUUAAUGGUUAUUUUCCUGAUUUGCCACGGAGAGAGGGUGCUAUCAAGCAAUCUAGAGUACAAGCUUUUAAUCGUUUAUGUGCAAAUGUCACAGAUUAAAGUCAUUUGCCCAGAUAUCAUGUCAGUCUAAAAUGUCAGUUCAUUGUUUGCACCUGAGAGGACUCUGACUCAGUCCACCAAACGGAAAUAUUGUGUUUGAUCAAUAUAAUAACAACAACAAAAAAAGUGGUCAGGUCUCUUGACCGAACCUCUCCGAAGUGACUGUCAACCAUCUGGUACAAGACUUUGGCCCCAUCCCAAAUGACACCCUAUUCCCUAUGUAGUGCACUACUUUUGACCAGAGUCCUAUGGGCCCAGCUCAAAAGCAGUGCACUAUAUAGAGAAUAGGGUGCCAUUUGGGAAGUAGACUUGCUCCUGGAUAACCCGAUUAUCAGAGAGUAAAUUGUUUUGUUUGGGAGAGAUUUACAGUUGACCUAGAGGACAACAUGCUGCCAUAACUCAAUCAAAGAGAGGCCACACAUUCAGCUCACCAUUUUGGAAAUGGGUUAUACAGAAGUCUUGUCUUUUUUUAUGGAUAUAUUUGGACUUCUAUAACAUUUCUGUCUUGAAAAUGCCUAGAAAUCAAUCCUUUUCCCAUAACGCCUCACAGUUGUGUUUUAAGAUUUCUACAUCUUCAUCUUCAAUUUUAUCUACAACAUAUUUGUUCCAUCGUGUGUUCAUUUUCUGGUGUGUGUCCCUGUGUGUGUGCAUACGUGCAUGUAUGUGUGUCUGUGUGUUCUCAUACGUGUGUGUGUUGGACAGGAGAGAGGUGUACUGCACCCUGAGGGACCUGUACACCACUCACGCCUGCAGUGAACACCUGGACGCCUUCCGCCUGCUGGAGAGACAUUGUGGGUACAGCCCUGACAACAUCCCCCAGUUGGAGGACGUGUCACGCUUCCUCAGAGGUACUCAUACAUACCGCCUAUAGCAGCCAUAGUCAUUGCACUUCUCACAAGACGCAUGUGUCUCUCUGCAAUUUCAUUGGCAACUCCAGCAAUUAUCUGAAUGAAAGUGUUUUCCUCAGUCAGCUGAAUGCGCCGCUUAGUUCAUAGAACCAUGGUUACAUUAGUAACCUUUGCUAUUAGCGGCUGGGACAAACGGAACAGUAACAGCGGCUUCUAGUGUUUUUAGCACAUCUUGAAAACAAAAUAUUCCUAUGAAUUUGGCUGUAGUUUUUGAACUGUUGGAGCUACUCCAUUCCUGAAAGCUACGAUUCUCAGGAACAUGUUUCUGUUUCUAUCUAUCACACAAAUUGUGCAGGACUCAUUAGAAGGGAGAGUAAAGAAUCUGCACAGAAUGACUGGGGGAAAUUAAUUGAUUCUUCACAAAAGAUCAUACACAAAGAUUGCUUGAUAUUCAUUAUCAUCCCUAAUCAUCAUCAUCAUCAUCAUCAUCAACUUUCCAAAACCUUUCUGAUGCAUUUCAAUUACUCCAAAGCAUAUUUCUCCUUCAGACUGAAAUGUAGCAUUACCUGAUUUGACGUUUGUACUAUAACAUUUAUUGAGAUAAUGGCAAUAAGGCCAGAUUCAAAAGAUUCAUACAAUGAUUUUUACACGUUUGUUUCUGAUACCCCAACGUGUCCUUAAAUAAAGACUUUAAACCUUGAUGGUCCAUGUUAAAAGUAUCUUAAAUAUCAUGUGUGAAUCCAUUUGAUAUUAUGUAUGAAUCAAUUUCACUUCGUGACCCCCCGACCCCCCAGCAAAGUUGUUUCACAAAAGUAAGUCCCUCAGAAAUAUUAGUGACUACCACUGGCCUAUAGCAUGUUCAAUACAGCCCACUCCUGAUUGGACAUUAGAUACAUGUAAGUGCAAACAAGUGGAUAUUCAACCGGUGUAGGGGUCGAAAAUGGUAAGGGUUAAGGUUGGGUUUAGAGACAAAGGUUAGCUUAAUGUUAGGUGCCGCAGACAUACAUUUUCUGCCGGCUGAAUACACACUACGUAAGGGCCACCUCUUCAAAUAGACUGUUAGUUGCUCAUGACAACUGCAUUGUUUUUAUGUGUCACUAUCUCCUUUUUCUCUUUUUUUUUCUCUGUCUCGUUCUCUCUCUCUCUCUCUCUCACACACACACACACACACACACACACACACACACACACACACACACACACCACACACACACACACACACACACACACACACACACACACACACACACACACACACACACACACACACACACACACACACACACACACACACACACACACACACACACACACACACACACACACACACACACACACCACACACAGAGUGUACAGGGUUCCAGCUGCGUCCCGUGGCAGGUCUCCUCUCUGCCAGAGACUUUUUAGCCAGUCUGGCCUUCCGUGUGUUCCAGUGUACCCAGUAUAUACGCCACGCCUCUUCUCCCAUGCACUCCCCUGAACCGUGAGUACUACUGUUUCACCAUGGCCACAUUCAGUAUGCAAACGUUGUUGCAGAUAGAAAUGUCAUGAAUAGAGCUGAUGUGAUUCCUAAUUCUACAUGCUAUAUUUCUAUCUGAACUUUGCAUAACAUCGUAGUUCUCCAUACCCGCGUAAAAAGAUAGCUGAUCUGUGUUUUUCUACAUUGUAUUGGAUACAGUGCAACCUUUGGUAGGUAGUCUGCUGGCAGGCUUCAGCUGCGGUACAGCAAAGCCAAGUGAAAUGAUAGGCUAUAAUGACUUUGCUCAUAAUCAUGCACGCUGCAAAUUACAUGUAACUAACUAUAACGUAACAAAUUCCACAUCAGCCAAUUAAAAACGUUGACGUAGUUGGACGUGAUCAAACAGUUUUUCAUGAAAGCGUUUCUAACAGAAGUCAAAUGUCACGUUCUGCUAAUCAAAGUUACUACAUCAUGUGUGUUUGAAUGACUGGUUAAAUAGCUCACAGUGUAGUGAGCUCCUGAUCAUUUUUGCAGUUUGCGGCAAGGGUUUGAUUCCUAGAUUAGAUUAUUAUGAUUUUUUUUAUGUAGAAUUACAUUUAGUGUGUUAGUGUGUUGCAAAGAGAAGUGCAACACCUUGACAAUUAAGAAUAAUAAUACAUUUAAUGAGGAACUGCAUCUUUCUUCAGCCCUGUAGACACACUGCUAAUAAUCACAGACGUGUACAUUUAACUGGAAGAAGUGAUCUCACAUCUUUGUUGUUGUGAGUGGCAUGGGGAGGGGCUUGGUGUCUGUGUGUGUAAACAGAGAGGAAGUGGCAAAGCGAGAGGUUUCAUGCCAAAAUUGAUUCUUGCGAUACAUUAAUUCUAAUUAAUUAGCUUUAAAACUGCAAAAUGUUCUCUCAGACUCAUGACAAAAUGUGUAGAAUAUUAUUAUAAAACUGCACCAUUUUCUCUCUGCCCUAUGGCAAAAUGUGUUGAAAUGCAGGAAGUUAGCUGUUAUCUCCCCAAAAAAAUCUGUUUCUUUUUUUGUGCGGGAGGCCUUCCACUUCUCCUUCCGCUUAUACUGUGUUUUCAAAAUACCCCUCAAAAUACCCUGCAAGAGAGGCAUAAUAAGUAAUGUCAAACUGUGUAGAAUUGCAGGAAAUGUGUUUUUAAAUGUUUUUUAAAAGAAUACGGGGGAGGACCCCCCGGCACUCCCGUCUACUGUUCGUCCCCCCAAUUUCUACACAACAAUUUUGCCCUUGGUGUGAAACGGAUAAUUUAAUUAUAAUUAUAAUAAUUUAAUUUAUAAUUAUAUGCCAUUUAGCAGACGCUUUUAUCCAAAGCGACUUACAGUCAUGCGUGCAUACAUUUUUGUGUAUGGGUGGUCCCGGGGAUCGAACCCACUACCUUGACGUUACAAGCGCUGUGCUCUACCAGCUGAGCUACAGAGCUAAGAAAAAACUUGGAAUUUUGUCAUAUAUGCGAAAACGUGCCUUUUGAAUUUGUUCUAACAUUAGUAGCCUAGUCAAAGAUGCAUCAUGCAAUAUAUAUUGGCACACUUCACUUGUUACAGACCAAGCAGAACAAACUAAACCUUGAAUUUGGAGGUUUAAAGUAUCCCUCUGGUGGCCAAGUUGACCUUUUUUAAGUAAUGCCAUUGGUUGGUGGCUACUACUGUCUAAGAUCUUUGAUUGGCUGAUGCGUAACCGGAAAUAAUCAUGCUGGUCAGCUGGUCAUGUUAGCAUAGUGGUUAAAUGUGCCAUGUUAUCUCAUGGGAAAAGCUAACAAGUAUCAUAUUUUGAGAAAAUGUUUCAACCUUAGGUUUAAGAUGGAGUUCGUAAGUAUGGACCCUCAAAGUAUUUGAAAGAUUUCAAAUGGUAUUUCAACUCAGGUCUAUGCUCCAUACAGCUCUCUGUCCUGUAUCAUUUAUUUAUCUUCAUUUCUAUCUCUCUUUCUAUACCUCUCUCUUCCUUAUCUGCACCUUCUAAGAUAGAGACAGCAUCAUACACUUUCUAUAGGAUAAUUGUAGGAAAUUUGUACUGGGCAUUUUACUCUCACUCUCUGUCUCCAUCUCAUGUGUGACUGUGUGCAUUUAGCAUUUAAUCGUCACAUUAAUUUUGUGAUGUUGCCAUAGGGACUGUGUGCACGAACUCCUGGGCCACGUCCCCAUUCUGGCUGACCGGGUGUUCGCCCAGUUUUCUCAGGUGACUAAUUCUGCAAAAUUACCCAUAUUGGCUUUAUUGAUUCUGAAGAUGGACAUUUUUAACCCAAUGAAAUUAAUAAAAGGAGCAGUUCUAAAAUGAAAGAGAGUUGGGCCUCUGGUCUGCACCUUGACUUGAGCUGUCUACCCAACAGCCUCUUAUCUGCUUUGUAUACCAUGAACCAAAGAUGAUACUCUGUCAUGCUUUGCUAACAGAGAUCACGUUUGUUGCAGAACAUCGGCCUUGCUUCACUGGGUGCUUCAGAAGAAGACAUUGAGAAACUGUCAACGGUACGUUUUGUUGUCGCAACAUGGCUUGGAUUAUUCCUGAUUCCUUAUUCGCUUCCUACCACACAUGCAAAACAUAUGAAGUGUAAAGCUGUAGAAACAUGACUGACUUUGCAAGCAUGUCUCCUUCUGUGUGUGUGUGUGUCUCAGCUCUACUGGUUCACGGUGGAGUUUGGUCUGUGUAAACAGGGUGGCAUUGUGAAAGCCUACGGGGCAGGACUCCUCUCCUCAUAUGGAGAGCUAGUGGUGAGUACAUGGUGUUAGACAUGUAGACAUCGCUCUCUCGCUCUCUCUCUCUCUCUCUCUCUCUCUCUCUCUCCUCUCUCUCUCCUCUCGUCUCUCCUCUCCCUUCUCCUCUCUCUCUCUCUCUCUCUCUCUCUCUCUCUCUCUCUCUCUCUCUCUCUCUCUCUCUCUCUCUCUCUCUCUCUCUCCUCGCUCUCUCUCUCUAUUCUAAAAUCAUGCCAUAUCUUAAUCCUAGAUAUAAGCCUCCAUAUAGACUACAUAGUGGAACAGAAUAAACCUCCCCUAACCUAAUUUUCAUUUAAAUGUUGAAUUACAGUAAUAUCCAGACAUUGUCCAGACAGUAACCACCCCCCUCUCUCUCCCCCCCUCUCUCGCUCCUUCUCUCUUUCUCUCUCUCUCUCUCACUCUCCCCCUGUUCUUGCCCAGCAUGCUCUGUCAGAUGAGCCAGAGAGGAGGGAGUUUGACCCAGAGGCUGCUGCCAUUCAGCCCUACCAAGACCAGAACUACCAGUCUGUAUACUUUGUCUCUGAGAGCUUCACAGAUGCCAAAGAGAAACUCAGGUAGCGGACCAGACACACAUAGGUCGUGUCCGAAUAACCAUACUUGCGUUCUAAAUAGUAGGCUUUUUGGGUAUGCAAAAAUAGACAUUUUGAAAAUAUAGUAUGCCAGGAUGUCAUACUCAUUUUGGCUUUUCAUGAAGUAGAAUUCACUGCACACUAUUGAGGAAGAGAAUCGUCCUUUAAAAGGUGAAUGAAAAUGAACAAGCGCGAUUGUGCAUUAAAUGAUGCCUUCUCAGUAUGGAUGAGUAGUAUGUUGAUAUUUGUUGCUUACUGAAUAUACAUUUUUAUUAAACUGUACAUACAAAAUAGUAUGUAGUACCAGUGGAGGCUGGUGGGAGGAGAUAUAGGAUGACGGGCUCAUUGUAAUGGCUGGAAUGGAAUGAAUGGAACGGAAUCGAGCAUGUGGUAUCCAUAUGUUUGAUGUGUUUCAUACUAUUCCAUUCCAGCAAUUACAAUGAGCUGUCCUCCUAUAGCGCCUCCCACCAGCCUCCACUGAAGUACACAGCAUGUAGUCUUAGUAAGUAGUAGGCAAGACAUAUUUUAUUUAUUUAUUUCAGACACAUCCAUUGACACACGGAGGCAUGCACCUACAAGCGCACAUGUAUAACCCGUAUAAUCCGGUCUCGCAUUCGUUUUAUUAUUCUACCCAUUUACAUCAGUUUUUCACUUUUAAACGAUCUACCUGCUAGCUUACCGGCAUUGGACAUAUCUCAAUCCACUGAAUCCGCCGAUACCAGACAUUUGCUUAUGCGUGGAUGGGAGCUGCGGUAGAGCAGUGUUUGUGAGACAAGGGAGGAUCUUCCAGAGCGGUUUCUCUCGCAAAAAUAUCUGUGAAGUUCAAACGGUUUGAGCCACAAACUAAUAUGACCCGAUUCUCACGAACACGCGCGUGUUGUCUGUUUUUCUCUAUGACACUCACAGGCCCCGAAGGACCCAAUGGGAGCGGAUGGGGUUUUUCCACAUAGAAUAUCAUACACAAUAUUUUUUUUCUGACAUUAUGCUUUCUUGAGCUUUACCUAUAUCUCUCAGAAACUUCAAAACCUUAUUCCUUCUGAUUUAUUUUUUGCCUCUCUUAUUUGCCAUGUAUUUCUGUGUUAUUCAAUGGUUUCUAUGGUCUAAUAGCAGUAAGGCCAAAUUCAAUGUUUCAUCAAAUAAUUUUUACAUAUAUAUUUUUUUUAUACCUACAGGGGUCCUAAAAUACAAAAUCAAAUAACUAAAUGGUCCAUGUUAUUAUUAUCUUAUAACAAUUCCAUAUGUUAGGUUGAUAGAUAUCGCCCUCUAGAGACUUAGACUGUACAGGGUUAAUAUGUAGUUGCAGUGCAAUGCAAAUCAGUUUUCUGUGAUUCAAUGCAUAUUGAAUUAAUGUUUCUUGUUGUUGGCCUCUACUGAAGAAAAGGUGAACCCUUUAUAUCCAUACUGAAUGAUACAAUAAGAAUGAGAAUAUGUUGUCAUUGAACUUUAGGCAGGUAGGCCAGCCAGCCAGCCAGCCAGCCAGCCAGCCAGCCAGCCAGCCAGCCAGCCAGCCAGCCAGCCAGCCAGCCAGCCAGCCAGCCAGCCAGCCAGCCAGCCAGCCAGCCAGCCAGCCAGCCAGCCAGCCAGCCAGCCAGCCAGACAGACAGACAGACAGACAGACAGACAGACAGACAGACAGACAGACAGACAGACAGACAGACAGACAGACAGACAGACAGACAGACAGACAGACAGACAGACAGACAGACAGACAGACAGACAGACAGACAGACAGACAGACAGAUAGAUAGAUAGAUAGAUAGAUAGAUAGAUAGAUAGAUAGAUAGAUAGAUAGAUAGAUAGAUACAGUGCCUUGCAAAAGUAUUCAUCCCCCUUGGCGUUUUUCCUAUUUUGUUGCAUUACAACUUGUAAUUUAAAUGGAUUUUUAUUUGGAUUUCAUGUAAUGGACAUACACAAAAUAGUCCAAAUUGGUGAAGUGAAAUGAAAAAAAUUGUUUCAAAAAAUUAAACAAAAUAAAUAACGGAAAAGUGGUGCGUGCAUAUGUAUUCACCCCUUUGCUAUGAAGCCCCUAAAUAAGAUCUGGUGCAACCAAUUACCUUCAGAAGUAACAUAAUUAGUUAAAUAAAAACCACCUGUGUGCAAUCUAAGUGUCACAUGAUCUGUCACAUGAUCUCAGUAUAUAUAUACAGUGGGGGAAAAAAGUAUUUAGUCAGCCACCAAUUGUGCAUGUUCUCCCACUUAAAAAGAUGAGAGAGGCCUGUAAUUUUCAUCAUAGGUACACGUCAACUAUGACAGACAAAAUGAGAAUUUUUUUUCCAGAAAAUCACAUUGUAGGAUUUUUUUAUGAAUUUAUUUGCAAAUUAUGGUGGAAAAUAAGUAUUUGGUCAAUAACAAAAGUUUCUCAAUACUUUGAGGGCCGGCCACCAAAACUCACGGACCAGGCAAGGAGGGCAUUAAUCAUAGAUGCAACGAAGAGACCAAAGAUAACCCUGAAGGAGCUGCAAAGCUCAACAGCGGAGAUUGGAGUAUCUGUCCAUAGGACCACUUUAAGCCGUACACUCCACAGAGCUGGGCAUUACGGAAGUGGCCAGAAAAAAGACAUUGCUUAAAGAAAAAAAUAAGCAAACACGUUUGGUGUUCGCCAAAAGGCAUGUGGGAGACUCCCCAAACAUAUGGAAGAAGGUACUCUGGUCAGAUGAGACUAAAAUUUAGCUUUUUGGCCAUCAAGGAAAACACUAUGUCUGGCGCAAACCCAACACCUCUCAUCACCCCGAGAACACCAACCCACAGUGAAGCAUGGUGGUGGCAGCAUCAUGCUGUGGGGAUAUUUUUCAUCGGCAGGGACUGGGAAACUGGUCAGAAUUGAAGGAACAAUGGAUGGCGCUAAAUACAGGGAAAUUCUUGAGGGAAACCUGUUUCAGUCUUCCAGAGAUUUGAGACUGGGAUGAAGGUUCACCUUCCAGCAGGACAAUGACCCUAAGCAUACUGCUAAAGCAACACUUGGGUGGUUUAAGGGGAAACAUUUAAAUGUCUUGGAAUGGCCUAGCCAAAGCCCAGACCUCAAUCCAAUUGAGAAUUUGUGGUAUGACUUAAAGAUUGCUGUACACCAGCGGAAACCAUCCAACUUGAAGGAGCUGGAGCAAUUUUGCCUUGAAGAAUGGGCAAAAAUACCAGUGGCUAGAUGUGCCAAGCUUAUAGACACAUACCACAAGAGACUUGCAGCUGUAAUUGCUGCAAAAGGUGGCGCUACAAAGUAUUGACUAGGGGGUGGGGUGAAUAGUUAUGCACGCUCAAGUUUUCUGUUCUUUUGUCUUAUUUCUUGUUUGUUUCACAAUAAAAAGUAGUUUGCAUCUUCAAAGUGGUGUUGUGUAAAUCAAAUGAUACAAACCCCCAAAAAAUCAAUUUAAUUCCACUACCAAUGUGAUUUCUGGAUAUUUUUUUCUCAAUUUGUUGUCAUGUUGACGUUGUACCUAGUGAUGAAAAUGAUAGGCCUCUCUCAAUCUGGUUUAAGUGGGAGAAAUUGACCAAUUGGUGGCGCUGACCUAAAUAUUUUUUCCCCACUGUAGAUAGAUAUUGACCAAUCAAUAGAUACUAGACUUUCUAUAUAUUUUAUAUUUGCCUUGUGUUUUUCCUGACAGAUCAUAUGUGGCUGGAAUUAAGAGGCCGUUUUCUGUGCGGUUUGACCCCUACACCUACAGCAUAGAGGUCCUGGACAAUCCCCUGAAGAUCAGAGGAGGCCUGGAGUCUGUCAAGGACGAGCUGAAGAUGCUCACAGAUGCCCUCAAUGUGCUCGCAUGA